AUGCAUGAAAAGAAAUUACAUCAAAUUCAAACGAAUUUCUUCUGUAAUCUAUGCUCAGCUUAUUUUACAUGUAAAUCAUCGCUACAGAAACACCGCAAUUUUCGCCAUCGUUCAGCAUUCAAAACUCAACAAUCGACAAACAUAUCAGAUAAUUGGACAACGAUGCAAGAUGAUCAACUUCAUUCUACUGCGAAUGUCUUCGAUUCAUCAACAACGCUUCCUAUCAAUAGUAAUGAUUUGUUCAAUAGUAAUUUGACGAAUCAAUCUUCCUAUGAAUCACAACAAUCUGUUCACUAUCAGAUUCUUAAAUGCAAUGAAUACAAUUAA
Messenger RNA from Adineta ricciae, 327 nucleotides. Lineage: Eukaryota; Metazoa; Rotifera; Eurotatoria; Adinetida; Adinetidae. The record is from the annotation of a GenBank genome assembly.